This is a messenger RNA of Racocetra fulgida, 447 nucleotides long. The record is from the annotation of a GenBank genome assembly. Lineage: Eukaryota; Fungi; Glomeromycota; Glomeromycetes; Diversisporales; Gigasporaceae.
AUGAAUAAUUCGUGUUUACAAGACGUGAAAGAUUUCUUUGAAAAUAAUUCAAAUUCGGAAAUUAUACUAAAGCAAGAAAAGAUUCACGCGUCCGAAUAUCGUGCUGAAAUUCGUAUUACCUUUGUAGUCGAAACAAUCUAUCAAAUAAGUCUAAAUGCUUUUUUUUUACAUUUAAUAUUAUUAUUGUCCAGAAUUUUGACAAACUUACGAAGAAAUUGGGAUACAAAAGAAGAUCAAAAACUCAGAGAAUGGAAACAUAAUACAACGUUAUUAGACCAAAAAGCAAAAGAGUAUCAACUGAAAUUAUCACGAUUAGAGAGACAAUAUGAUGCAAUGAAUAUUGAGGGAGGUGGAUUACGAUUUCAAGAUUUAAAGAACAAAGAAGAGCAAGUCGAAGCCCUGGAACAUUUAGUAAAGGAUAAAGCAAAAAAGUUGAAAACUUAUCAA